Racocetra fulgida is the source of this 808-nucleotide messenger RNA. NCBI's taxonomy places the organism in Eukaryota, Fungi, Glomeromycota, Glomeromycetes, Diversisporales, Gigasporaceae. The record is from the annotation of a GenBank genome assembly.
AUGAGACGCAAAUUAACAUUAAUUGAUGCUCAAAAUAUUGCUUUAGAAAAAGGUGGACAAUGUUUUUCUGAAUAUUAUAUCAAUAAUAAAAGUCUUUUACUUUGGAAAUGUGCUAAGUUUCAUGAAUGGAAGUCUGCUUUAUGUGAUAUAAAAAAAGGUAGAUGGUGUCCACAUUGUGCAAAAUGUUUUAAACUUAAUAUUGGUAUUGCUAAAGAAAUUGCGUUUAAAAAGUGCGCAAAAAAACAUGAAUGGCAAGCUCUUUUAGAAAAGAUAAGAAAUCAUAAUUCUUGGUGUCCUAAAUGUGUAGUAGAUACUCGAAGAGUUGGUUUAGAUUUAGCUAGAAAUAUAGCUCGAUCUAAAAAUGGCGAAUGUUUAUCAGAUAAGUAUAUUAAUAUUCCUACUCCAUUACAAUGGAGAUGCCGUCAAGGACAUAUUUGGCAUGCAGUAUUAAAUUCAAUAAAAAAUCAAAAUUCAUGGUGUUCUCAAUGUGCAGAACGUUCUAAACUUGAUAUUAAUAUUGCUAAAGAAAUUGCUCUUAAAAAAGAUGGAAAAUGUAAUGCAAAACUUUCUAUUGAGGAAGCUAUAAAAAUUGCAACUAAAAAUAAAGGAUUAUGUCUUUCUGAAACAUAUAAUGAUGCGCAUACAAAAUUAAAACGGCAGUGUGAAAAAAAGCAUGAAUGGUACGCAACUUUAAAUAGCCCACCAUCCGAUAUUCGUAGACCAGAUUUCUUAAAAACAUCUAAUCAUCCAUUAGGACUUGAGCUUGAUAUAUACUAUCCACAAUAUGGUUUUGCUAUUGAAGUUCAAG